Messenger RNA from Pyricularia oryzae 70-15, 1626 nucleotides. Its product is annotated as cytochrome P450. The record is from RefSeq and is a predicted model, not a curated record. The transcript has 2 exons. NCBI's taxonomy places the organism in Eukaryota, Fungi, Ascomycota, Sordariomycetes, Magnaporthales, Pyriculariaceae. Gene Ontology annotation, molecular function: monooxygenase activity; iron ion binding; heme binding. The coding region runs from base 1 to 1626 and encodes 541 amino acids.
AUGGCACACAGCACUGUUUCCCUGGCCCUGGCCGCAGUGGGAAUAUUUACCCUCUACCUGAUCUCCAAAGUCAUCCUCAAGACGUGGCAAAACGCCACCGAAGCCCGCCGCCUCGGGUGCAAACCCCCAGCGUCCUUCCCCUCCUGGUGUCCCUUCGGCCUAGACAUUGUGCGCAAGCUCAUCAUCUCGCGUCGACAGAUGCGGACGCCCGAGUGGCUUCGAGAGCAGCUGGCCAAGACUUCGACGCCAGCCAACCCAAACAACCUGACCUGCUCCUUCCAGAUCGUCCACACCAGCGGCAUCCUGACGGCCGACGAAGUGAACGUGCACGCCAUGCUCUCGAAACAGUUUGACGAUUUCGAGGUCGGCCAGACCAGGCGCGAGAUUGCCCGGCCUCUGGUCGGCGAGAGCAUCUUCACUACAGACGGGCACGCGUGGAAGAUGCUGCGGGGGUUGGUCCGGCCCUCGUUUGCGCGGCACCAGGUUGGCGAUCUCGAGCUGGAUGAGAAGCACUUUAAGAACAUGAUGGCCUGUCUCGAGACCGGCUCGGACGGCUGGACGGGAAACAUAGACCUGCAAACUCUCAUGUUUAGGUACUCGCUCGAUUCGUCUACCGAAUUCCUCUGUGGCGCCUCGGUCGGAUCCCAGCUCAAAGAGCUCCAGCUGCAGAACGGAAAGGUAACAGACGACGAGGACGAGAUCGACUUUGCAUCCGCCCUGGACCGGGCAAUGGAGGGCCUCGCCACCCGCGGGCAGUUCUUUAAAUGCGGGCCGUACAUCUGGCCCAGGGGCUUCGAAAAGGCCUGCCGAGACUGCCACGCCUUUAUCGACAAGUACGUGGCCCGCCGGCAGAACAAGACCCUCGCGGCCGCCGAGAAGCAGCCCCCGGCAGAGUCGCCACCCGCCGCAAAGGAAAAGUACAUCUUCCUCGACGCCCUCGCCGAGAGCUUCCCCGACCCCGUGGAGCUCCGGCACCAGAUCCUGGGCGUGCUGUUCGCCGGCCGCGACACGACGGCCUCGCUCAUCAGCUGGGUGUUUUACAACCUGGCCCGCGACCCGGCCCGCUGCCACAAACUGCGGCGCGCGGUGCUCGAGCACUUUGGCGGGCCGCGGGAGGAGGAGGAGGAGGACCCCGGCCGCGCCGUCACGUUCGAGAGCCUCAAGGAGUGCCGCUACCUGCAGCACGUCAUUAACGAGACUGCGCGCCUGUGCCCCGUCGUGCCCGUCAACUCGCGGCGUGCCAGGCGCAACACCACGCUGCCUAGGGGUGGGGGUCCCGAUGGCCAGUCAAAGGUCUUUGUCAAGGAGGGCACGCUGGUCUACUUUGCACCGUACAUCAUGGGUCGGAGGAAAGAGCUCUGGGGUGAGGACGCGGAACGGUUCGUUCCGGAGAGGUGGGAGGGAAAAAGGCACGGGUGGGAAUUUAUACCGUUCAGCGGAGGACCUCGCAUCUGCCCGGGCCAGCAGUCGGCACUGACAAAGACUGCAUACGUCAUCGUGAGGCUGUUGCAGCGAUUCGACAGGAUAGAAAGCUGGGACCCCGAGGUCGACGUCAAGCAUGACGCGACGGCUACCAUGUGCUCGGGUACGGGUGUCAAGGUUCGAUUGCACGCCGACGGAUUUUGA